UUGUUGUGCGGCGCGAUGCGGGCGGGCGCGAUGCGGCUGGGCCCAGGAGCGGGGCCGGGCCGCGGGCUGGUGCUGCUGCUGCUGCUGCUGCUGCUGGUGGCCGCGCUGUGCGGGCAGGGCUCGGCGCAGCACGGCGCGAUGCCGGCCAAGAAGCUGCGCGUGGCCUACGGCACCGGGCCGCUGCUCAAGUUCCAGAUCUGCGUGUCCUGAGGAUACCGGCGGGUGUUUGAGGAGUACAUGCGGGUCAUCAGCCAGCGGUACCCCGACAUCCGCAUCGAGGGCGAGAACUACCUGCCGCAGCCCAUCUAUCGGCACAUAGCAUCCUUCCUGUCUGUCUUCAAACUAGUAUUAAUAGGCUUAAUAAUUGUCGGCAAGGAUCCAUUUGCUUUCUUUGGCAUGCAAGCUCCGAGCAUCUGGCAGUGGGGCCAAGAAAACAAGGUUUAUGCUUGUAUGAUGGUUUUCUUCCUGAGCAACAUGAUUGAGAACCAGUGUAUGUCAACGGGUGCAUUUGAAAUAACCUUGAAUGAUGUUCCGGUGUGGUCUAAGCUAGAGUCUGGCCACCUUCCUUCCAUGCAGCAGCUUGUACAAAUCCUUGAUAAUGAAAUGAAGCUCAAUGUGCACAUGGAGUCAAUGCCUCACCAUCGAUCAUAGCCCCAUCUAUCACCACUGAAACUUCUUGCAUUAAGCGGUGAUUUCCCGGGCCGCGUGUCUCAGACCAAUGAAGGCCUGUACUGAAGACAGCUUGCUGUUGGUACAGACUGGAUGCUUCUCUUGCAGUCACGUUGUGCCUCCUGAAAAAACCUUAAUGAAAGAACUCUUUCAGUGCUGGCGUGUUUCCAGAUACUGCACAUUCAUGGAGUGCAAUAAUACUGUAUAGUUUUUUUAAGAUUUCAUUCGACCAGUUCAUAGCUCGACAAUGCAGGCAUUACUAAUUGUAACUUAUUUUAUAUUCAUGUUUCACGCGGUGGCAGAUUGAGUUGAAACCUGAUUUUUUCCCUUGGAAGAAGUUUGUUUAAUCUGUUGUAUUUUAUAUGGAUUUAUGUUCUUUUUGUAGUUUAAAAUGAAGUUACAGGCACGUCUGAUGUUGUCCUAAACUGUUAAGUAAUCGGCAGCCACCUGUCAAAUAUCUCUGAUGUGAUAAAAGCAGGUUUGUAUAUUUUUCAAAAUAUAUGGCAGAGUUGAACAGUGCAUUAUAUACUAAAUUAUAUGUACAAAAUUAUAUGUGGAGUUGUCACGGAGUGAUCUAGAUCAAUGUGUGCCCAUGACGGGACAGCAGGCCUAUAGGCCCCCGGCCCCAAAUGGGAAGGGAAAAGGGGAAGGGCAGGGAGAUGGGAGCUGGACCCAAAGACAGAACAGUGGCAACGAUCUGAGGAGGAAAACUUAAUUUUAAUAAUAUGAUAUUGGAAUGCAAGAUAACACAAUAUAAUACCAUAUAAUUGAAAUUGGGGCUAAUAAAAUAAGAGAGAGAGUGUCUGAAACUGAGAGGCCUACUUUGAGCUAAGGGUGCAUGGCCAGGCAGUGAGAGAGACACACAGAGACAGAUCACGGCUUCCUCCUGUGGCUUCUCAUCCUCUGGCCGUGAGGUGCCCUGGGAUCUGCAGUUCUUCUCUUCUGAGAACCAGGUAUCUGGAAAGUUGUCAGGCCACAGAAGUGGAUUAUUAACUCUUUAAUACCUGUGCUUUGAGUGAUGGUAUGAUGUGGAAUACUGAUAGCAAAAUUACAAAACCAUGACAAGUAAUUGCAUUCUUUUGUGAAUCCAGUAAAAAUUAAAGUCAGCUGCUUUUCAAGUGGUGUUGACCAGCUUGACAGGAUUUCCUGUGGCCAUUCUGAGGAGUUUAGAAGCUGGGACUUUCUACUGUCCAAAACAGAAAUAGGAAAUGAAAUUGGAAUAAAGAGUUCUCAUUGGCUGUGUGAAGUACCUUAUGAGUUGCUGAUGGUGAUGAUAUUCUUAGAACUGUAACUGAAAAAAUGCAUAAAAAGUCCACUUCCCA
Messenger RNA from Coturnix japonica (Japanese quail), 1991 nucleotides. It is a transcript of the gene SELENOT, whose product is annotated as selenoprotein T. Gene Ontology annotation, cellular component: endoplasmic reticulum membrane. Lineage: Eukaryota; Metazoa; Chordata; Aves; Galliformes; Phasianidae. Gene Ontology annotation, molecular function: thioredoxin-disulfide reductase (NADPH) activity. The record is from RefSeq and is a predicted model, not a curated record. Gene Ontology annotation, biological process: cell redox homeostasis.